This is a messenger RNA of Strongyloides ratti, 2685 nucleotides long. Its product is annotated as Leucine-rich repeat and Leucine-rich repeat, typical subtype and Leucine rich repeat 4-containing protein. The record is from RefSeq and is a predicted model, not a curated record. Lineage: Eukaryota; Metazoa; Nematoda; Chromadorea; Rhabditida; Strongyloididae. Gene Ontology annotation, molecular function: protein binding. The coding region runs from base 1 to 2685 and encodes 894 amino acids. The transcript has a single exon.
AUGCAUCCUCUAGAAAAUUUCUUAAAAUUUUGUAUAUUUUUUUUACUUAUUAUUCCUAUUAUUGUCCAAACUAAUAAUAAAUGUGGCCUACUACUACCACUUGAAUGUAAUUGUAAUACAGUUAAAAAACAAAAUACAAUUUAUUGUAAAAAUAUUAAAAAUAUUAAGGAUGUUUUUAAUGAAUUUAAUAUUGAAGAAAAAAUUUCAAAAUUAUAUAUUGAUGGAUGUGAUGAGAUAAAAGAAGAUAAUAUAACAUUACCAAAGACAAGAGUAGAACUAAUAAAUAUUAUUAAUUGUCCUAUAAAAACUAUUUCUAAUAAUUUCUUUGAUAAUAUUGAUAAACAAUAUUUAAAAGAAUUCUCUUGUGUAAAUUGUCAAUUAUCUCUAAUACCCAAUUUUCCAUUAAUGAUAAAUUUAAGAAAUUUAAAUUUAAAUUCAAAUAAUAUUUCUAUAUCUCAAAAUGAAAAGUCUUAUUUUAAUCAAUUAUCUGGUUUAGAAAAAAUUGAUUUAUCAAAUAAUGUCAUAACAUCAAUACCAAAUAAUAUGUUUAAUGUUCCAAAAAAAAAUUUAAGAUAUUUAGAUUUAUCAAAAAAUAAACUAAAUCAAGUACCAUCACAAGAAAUUAGAAAUUCUUUAAAUUUAACAUAUUUGUCAUUGGCUAAUAAUAAUAUAUCAGAAGUUUAUCAAUUUCAAUUUAUGAAUCUUCCAUCUCUUAAAUCAUUAAUACUUCAUUCAAAUAAUCUCAAAAAAAUAUCAACAAUGGCUUUUAUGAAUGUUCCAAAUUUGCAAAUAUUAGAUAUUCAUAGUAAUAAAUUGAGUAGUAUUGAGACUACUCAUUUACAAACUUUUGACAAAUUGCAAUCAUUAAAUUUAUCUUCAAAUAAUUUUUUACAUUCUCCAACAUUUAAAGAAUUCCGCAAUUUAGAACAAAUUGAUUUAUCUCAUAAUUUUUUAACGGGACUGGAAACCUUGACCUUUACAGAAAAUCCCAAAUUGACUAUGUUAAAUUUCAAUUAUAAUAAUAUUAAUAAUAUUGAGAGAAAUAGUUUUAAUGAAUUAAAUGAAUUAAAAAUUUUGUUAUUAGCACAUAACAAUAUUUCAUUAAUUGAGAAAGGUAUGUUUACGGGAAUUAAAAAUUUACAAAAUUUAAUAUUACACAAUAAUUCAAUUAAUAUAAUUCAAAAAAAAUCAUUUGAUUCAUUGGAAAAAUUGACAAAAUUAGAUUUAUCAUAUAAUAAUAUAGAAGAAUUGGAUAUUGGUAUUUUUAAUAAGCAACAAAAUUUAUUUAUCCUUGAUUUAUCAAAUAAUAAAUUAUCACUUAUAAAAGAAGAUACAUUUAUUUAUCCUAUUUCUGGAAUUUUAUUACACAAUAAUUUAUUAAAUUGUGAAAAAAGUAAAAUAAAUUGGCUAUUAAAAUAUUUUAUAAUUAAUAGAGUACGAAUAUUUUUUCCUAAUCAACCUGAUAUUACAUGUAAUGAACCAAAUGAUAUGCAUGGAAUUAGAUUAAAAGAUUUAUUGAUGAAUAGUGCAAAUGAAACAUUUUCAAAGGAGAUGGAGGCAAAAGAAAAUGUUAAAAAUAGUUUAGAAAGUGAAUUAAGUAAAAUUCCUUUUUUAAGUAAAUUAUCACAGGCACUUGGACCUAAUUUUAAAUUAAAUCAAGGUCAACAAAUAUUUUCACAUUCAAUGUUACCUCAAAAUACAAAUAAUCCUAUUAAUCAAAAUGCAAUUAGUAAUUCUAAUAUUGAUAAAAAAUAUAGUAGAAAUGAGAUAUUAGCUGAGAAGGCAGAAGAAAUAUUAAAAACUAUUUCUAAUCCUAUUAUUAUUGUUCCUGGUCUUGGACCAAUUGAUAUUUCUAAAUUGGAUAAAAAUUUAAUUUUACAUGUACUUAAUGGUGGACAAAUUCCUGGAAUACCUAAAGAAUCACUAGAUGUAGUCCUUGAUCAACUUUCACAAUAUAUUUCUCCUGAUUCACAAAAUGUCAAUUCAAAUAAUCAAUUGUAUGAUACUAGAAAAUUAUCAACACAAAAGAUAGGUGAUGCCGAUAGAGUUAAGACAAUCAUAACAUCUGCAAGUGAUGAGAAAGCUUUAAAAAUGAAUUCAAAUAUGAUGCAGUUAAUGGGAUUAUUACCUCAAGGAUAUAAUAUCUCAAAAAUACCAGGAGAAGUUAUUGAGUCUUUCCUACAAGGAGAAGUUCCGGAUUUAAACUUGUUACCAUCAGAUUUGAAAGAAUACUUCAAAGAAAAUACUGAUCGUUUAAUAAAAGUUUUUGAUAAAAUGGAUGUUAAAAUAGAUGAAGUAAUUAAAAAAUUACCAAUAUUUGAAAGAAGUGAAAAUAUAAAUAGUGUAACAUUUUCACCAUAUGAUUUGAAUAAAAUUCAAUUUGAUUUAAUUGAAGAGAUUGAAAAACAUCAUUUACAAAAAAACAAUAGUAAUUUUAAACAAUUUGGAUUUAUAGCGUUAGGUGGUUUAAGUACUUUAACUGUAAUUGUAUUGGUAAUAAUUGUUAUCCGGAUGAAGAUAAGGCAUAAUGAGGAUAAUAGUGUUUUAGUAUUCGAUUCAAAACAACACAUUUCAUCUUCACCCAAUUCAAUAGAAAAUAGAGAAAUCAAUGAAGAUAUAAUGAAAAAUUUUAAUAGAGGAAUAAUAAGUGCAAGGGAUUUUGAAAAACAAUUAGGACAUUAUUAA